ACCGCCACUACACCCUCGAUCGAUCAGCGGAAGUUGGAUCGGCAUUCACUGUCCACCGCCGCUCGUCCUCCUCCACUCCACCAAGAUUGGGUCAGAUCGGCAUCUCUGUCUAUUCGAUUCUAUCAAUGACUUUCCUGAACAGUGAAGGAGCCUCCUCUUCUUCUUCUUCUUCUUCCACUCGCCGAUGGAACUAUGAUGUCUUCUUGAGCUUUAGAGGUGAAGAUACCCGCGAAAGUUUUACCAGCCAUUUGUAUAAGGUUUUGUGCGACAAAGGCAUCAACACCUUCAUCGAUGAUAAACUUCAUAGGGGAGAAGGAAUUUCGAAAGAACUUAUCCAAGUCAUCCAAAAUUCAUCGAUUUUGGUUAUUGUCUUCUCUGAAAACUACGCCAACUCCAUAUGGUGCUUGGAUGAACUUGCUGAGAUUGUUGAGUGUAAUGAAAAGGACCCGGAGGUUCAAAUUUGUCCAGUUUUUUACAAUAUUGAUCCAUCAGAAAUACGAAAUCAAAAGGGGAACUUUGGAAAAGCACUCGCUAAACAUGAAAAGAAGUUGAAGGAUAACAAGAACAAGGUGCAGAGCUGGAGGGAUGCUCUAAGAAAAGCAGCUAAUGCAUCUGGGUGGCAUUACAAGAAAGGCUUCGCUACAUAUAAAUCUGAAUCUGACUUCAUACAAAACAUUGUUGAAGAGAUAUCAAAUGCUAGAUUGAAUUGGACGCCGUUAUAUGUUGCUGAAUACCCAGUUGGAAUAAAUUCUCGUGUAGAGGCCAUAGAGUCACUUUUAGAUAUUGGGUUAGAUGAAUUUUGCGUGGUAGGGAUUUAUGGCCUUCCCGGAGUAGGAAAGACUACAAUUGCAAAAGCUGUUUAUAAUAAAAUUGCUAAACAUUUCGAUGGAAGCAGCUUUUUAAUGAAUGUUAGAGAAAAUUUGGGGACGGAUGCUGGCAUAAUCACACUACAAGAGCAACUUCUGAAUGACAUCUUAGGGGAUGGUAAUUGGAAAGUGGGCAACAGAUUUAGAGGAAUCAAUUUGAUAGAGAAGAGACUUUGCUGUAAAACGGUUUUUUUAAUUCUUGACGAUGUCGAUGAUUCGACAAGAAUAGAAAAUUUGCUUGGAAAAUGUAAUUGGUUUGCUCCCGAAAGUCGAGUCAUUAUAACAUUAAGAGAUAGACACUGGUUAGCUGCCCUUAAAGAAAAAUUCUGUACAACUUACAAGGUCAAGGAAUUCAAGGUCGAGCAAUUAAACAAACGUGAAGCUCUUCAACUCUUUAAAGAGCAUGCCUUUCCUCGAAACAAACCGUUGGAUGAAGAUUAUUCUAAACUUGCAACUAAAUUCAUACAUUUUGCCAAAGGCCUUCCACUUGCUCUAGAAAUAAUAGCUCGUGAUUUGUGUGGAAAAGCUAAAGAUGAAUGGGAAAGUGCAUUAGAUAUGUAUAAAAAAAUUCCUAAUAAAGACAUUCAGAAAAUACUUAGAGUAAGUUAUGAUGGAUUGAAUGACACCGAGAAAGAUAUUUUUUUGGAUAUUGUGUGUUUCUUCAAAGGAUGGUACAAAGAUUAUGUUGUAAAGAUAUUAGAUGCUUGUGAAUUAUAUCCAAGUUCUGGUAUUCCGAGACUUGUUAAUAAGUGUCUCAUAGUUGUUGAUCAAUAUGGUAGAUUGUCAAUGCAUGACUUGAUACAACAAAUGGGCAAGGAAGUUGUUCGACAACAAGCACCAGACAACCUCGGAAAACGUAGUAGGUUAUAUUGUUAUAAGGAUUCGCUUGAAGUACUAACUAGAAAUAAGGGAUCAAAAAAAAUUCGAGGCAUAAUGUUGCAUUCGCCUCAACAAGUAGAGGUGCAACUACACACUGGAGCUUUCAAAAGGAUGGAAAAUCUCAAAUUUCUAAUAGUUGAGAAUGUACAUAUUUGUAAACCACUUGAAUUUCUUCCCAACAAUUUAAUACUUCUUAAGUGGCCCGAUUAUCGUUUUCACUGGCCGUCCGAAUAUUUUCCCGAACAACUUGUUGCUAUUGAGAUGCCACGUAAUUGCAUUAGACUGCCGAAGCUAAUCAACCAGGAGUGGCGGUUAGAAAAUUUGAAAGAUGUCAAUCUCGAAUGUUGUGAAUUUAUUACGAAAUUACCUAAAUUAUGGGCCCCAAAUUUAGAGAAUUUGGACCUCUCUUUUUGUAAAAAUUUAGUUAAGAUUGAUGAAUGCUUUGGAUCUCUUGAAAAGCUUAAAAGAUGGAACCUCGCUCAUUGCAGAAAACUUCAGUUUCUUCCAAGCCAACUCAGAUUGAAAUCUCUUAAAUAUUUAUGUCUUACUAGCUGCUCAGGGCUUGAGAACCUCCCUAAUUUUCAUUCAGAAAUGGGAUGUUUAGAGAUUUUAUAUUUAGGUGAGAGUGGCAUUAGGGAGUUGCCUUCAUCAAUUGAGUAUCUCACUAAGCUUGAGACAUUAAGCCUUGAUAAAUGCAAAAACCUCCAGGAUCUUCCAGAUAGCAUUUAUAAAUUGCAACAGCUUCGGAUAUUGGACACUACUACUACCAAAUUGAGACCAACAUGCAAUUCUAUUGAUAUCUCUUCAGGAUAUGGGUUUGUGAAGAUGAAACCACUAGAUCUUUUGAUGAAGCUUGAUUACUUCCCCGCAUUGGAAAUGAUAGAUCUAUCUGAAACCAAUAUUGUUACCAUCCCUGAAAGCAUUAGCAGACUUCCCAGAUUAGAAUCACUUUUAAUUUCGAAUUGCAAGCUUCUUUGUGAAAUUCAAGGACUUCCCCAAUCUAUAAGAACCGUUCUUGCAGAGAAUUGCAUGUUGUUGGAUUCUCAAUCACCAAGUGGACUAUUGAAUCAGGUAAUAGAAAUUAUAGGGAUUUUACCAAAUAGAGUAUGUGGUAAUGCAAGAAGCAACAAAUUAAUGGAUCCACAGUUCACCAAGUACUUCCCAUCUGAAACUGAGGGUGCCGAAUCUGAAGAUGGGGACAUAUCAAUGGAUCUGCAGUUCUCCAAUUAUUUACCAUUUGUAGCUGAGGGCGUUGAAUAUGAAGAUGGGGACAUAUCAAUGGAUCAACAGUUAUCCAAUUAUUUCCUGAAUGAAACUGAGGGUGUUGAAUCUGAAGAUGGGGACAUUGCUCAUACUCUUUAUGUACCAGGAACUGAGAUUCCAAAGUGGUUCAACCAUCAAAGUGUUGAAAAUUCCAUAUUAUUCUGGGUUGGUUGCAAAUUCCCAAAAUUGGCUGUCUGUAUUGCUCUUGGACCAGAUGAGGCACAUAAGCGCUUUUAUGAUUGUUAUGUUUACAUUUCCAUCAAUGGUUGUGAAGAACGUGAAUAUGGGUAUUUUCGUCCAUCUGAAAAUAAUUAUAAUCAUCUGUUCUUAUUUUCUCCAUGUCAAUGGCUUCUGCAGCAGCAUUUGAUUGAAUCAAAUCCAACUGACCAGAAUUGCGUUGAGGUUACAUAUAGAACAUGUUUUGCUCAUUAUGAUGUUGAACCCAAUCCUUGUAUUGAGCCACUAAAUCCCACCCUCAUAAAAAGGUGGGGGGUCCACGUAGAAUGCACUUGUCCUCCUCAAGAAUCUGUAAUACCUAACUUGCCCCUUCUAACUGCUGGACGUGGAUCUGAUGAUAAAGAAGAAUGUCAGUCUCCUCUGGUCCUUGAUGACACAUCUAUGUCAUGCAUGAGUUGGCUAGUUGGGCCAACCACCAAGCUUUUUAAGCUAUUUUGCUUUUGCAGCCCCGGAAAUUUUUCCUGAAAGGGUGAUUGAGGCCCUUAGACCUUAGUGCCUACCAGCCUAAACAUUUCAUUCUGUUCUCUUGAGUAAAAAAACAAAAAGGUGGGGCUUCCUAUGGAUACAACAGAUGAAUACAACUUAGCCUUGGGCAGGGAAGAUAUGCAUUUUGGCUUAACCAUUAGUGGUGGGUUUUGUUUGUUUUCAACUUCAAUGGCCCAUGACUUUGUCAACUUCAAUCUCUAUUCAUCAUCGAAGAAACUGAGGACAUUUUGAUGAACUCAGAAGAAAUAUGCCUCAAUAAAAAAAUCACAUUGAAAUUGCUUCUCCUCUUUUGUUUCUGUCCAGUUUCUUUUUCAUUUGAUGCCAAGCCUGUCUAUACCAUCCUAUGGCAUGACCAUGAAUUUCUGAGAUAUGUUUUGCUUCAAUUUCAGGUACAAUGUCUAUUUUCUAUAGUUUUAUCGAGCAAAACCCUGACAGAUUUUUUCACUUUGUGUCAUUGUAAACACAUCAAUUAUCAGCUCUGUGGGGAUGUGGCAAAUGCAUGAAUUGAAGGUUAGUACUGUUGUUUAUCAACAAAGCCCAAGUGCUACAGCAGCUUCCUUUUGAAAAGUAGAGGUAAGAUAUUGGAUAGUGGGAUCUGAUUGAAAAGUGAGGACAAUGAACAAGGAAAAUGUGAGAAAGCUCCUAAUCAGUAUGUUCAGCACAAGAAAACUUGUGAAGAUUCGGCUCCCACUUUUGUAGUCUGUAUGCAUUCCCUGAAGACAACAUGUUUAAAUUAAAAGAAAUGUGGAGGUAUUGAGACUCGCUCGAUUAAGUCACAGAGCCAAAAGUGUUAUGAAUAUUCUAAAAAAGGUUACUAGUAGAGGGUCCGUCAAUCUCAGGCCAUGAAACCUGCAUAAGUUUGCAUACUCUCAAUUUGGCUUUCAAUAUUAUUGGUCAAUGUCCCCAGCAAGCUACACUGCUAUACUUCCUUUGCAUCUCUCACGACCACAUGAUCCACAUUGUGCUGAAGGUAUUACUGUGGCAGUUGCUUCUAAAGAUAGCACCCUAAAGGCUGUAGAAGGUAAUUGGAAAAAGCCAAUAAGCUGUAACUCAAAUGACAAAGAAGGAAAGCUACUAAAUUAAAGUAAUAGAAUGAACCUUUUUGCAUAAAUGUUUUUUUUUUUUUUUUUGGGACGUGUUUGCCUAAGUUUUUGUUGGCUUGGUUUCUUAUUUCUAUUCCAUGGUCAAACAUUCUCAGUAUUUUUGUAUCAUGCUCCCAAAGGUCAUAACGAUUGGCCAGUUAGGAUUUUCUUUUUAACAAAGAUUCUUAGAGAAAUUUUAAUAAAAAUGCAAAGAACCUCAUUCAAUAUAAA
Molecule: messenger RNA, 5044 nt
Organism: Quercus robur (English oak)
Lineage: Eukaryota; Viridiplantae; Streptophyta; Magnoliopsida; Fagales; Fagaceae
Product: disease resistance protein RUN1-like
Exons: 9
Coding region: 126-3710 (1194 amino acids)
Biological process (GO): signal transduction; defense response
Molecular function (GO): ADP binding
Source: RefSeq, a predicted model, not a curated record